UUAUUUUCGCCGGGUAGUCUGAAAUGGAACACCUUGUCUCUUUUUGCUCUAGUCCAAUAUUUACGUCGUCAUGUCUAAAGGAUUGGGAAAAGUUUGGCAGAAAGAAUUUUUUAACAAAGUGCAAAGAAGGUGGGAUGGCUGCAUCUGUCAAACUGUUCACGGAUUUGGUAUUGAAAUUGAUAAGUGGAGAAGGGAAAAUUGAUAUACUUGUUAAAUUAAUUCCUGAAUUAUUCAAACUGUUUGGCAGUAAUGUAUCCUUUGAAUCCGAUCUGUUAGAUUCACUAUGGUUAAUUGACUCAUCCAUUGCUGAUAUUAAUUCCGAAUCUGUUCGAGAUCGUUUCUAUCGGUUAAUGGAAAUUCUCAAGAAUCAUGUGAAUCCUGCAUUGAUUAUGGAAAGAUUUUGUGAAGAUACUUUGGAGAAUUUAUCAUUUAUUCAAUCAAAACAACAAUUUCAAACACGUUAUGUUCGUACUAAGACGCGUUUAUUUUUUAAACAACAAAAAUUCAAUUUAUUACGUGAAGAAAAUGAAGGUUACGCUAAGUUGAUUACAGAAUUAUGUCAAAUCACAUCAACUAGUUCAAUGGAAUCAGUGAUGAUCCAGAUCCGAUCUCUCAUUGGUUACUUUGAUUUGGAUCCAAAUCGUGUACUGGAUUUAAUAUUGGAUGUUUGUGAGUUUCGUGGUGAUAUGUACGAGGAAUUUGUCCAAUUGAUACGACUGUACAAUCCGGAUAGAAUUGAUAUGACUAAUAUACUGGGACAUAAAUAUCAUUUCACACAAGAACCCGGUGUUAGUACACCAGAAUCAUUGUAUAAAGUUUCAGCAUUUUUGAUUUGGAAAAAACUCAUUGAUUUGGAUGUAUUAUAUGGACAUUUAACUCCAUCUGAUGCAGAUAUUCAACAAUCAUACAAUCGUCAAAUUAGUUUGGCUAAAUCUUAUCGACCACAACCUCCGGCAAGUUUGUCUUAUUCAACCACAUCGGCAAUUAAUACUUCAUUAAAUACUGCAAUCAAUAAUGACUUAAUACGUGUUGAUGGUCUAUUAAAUCAGGAUUCUCAACUUGGUGGCGGUGGCGGUGUCGGCGGCGGCGGUUCUGGGACAUUAAUGUCAAACGAUUGGACUGGUGGUCCUAGACAAUCAGCAGCAAUGCUUAGUUCUCGUUCUGGCGAUGAACUCAUGCAAUUGGAUGAGAAUUCCGAUGUGAAUUUGCCUAAAAUCAAUUCCAGUGAUGGUGAAGUUGGUGGCAUGAUCGAUAUCAAUUUUGAUCAAGAUGGAUUAUAUGAAAAUAAUCAAAAAUUAGAAUUAUGCGCUGCUAUGGUACGUUUAGGUGAUUGGACCAAUGCUCAACGUCUAUUAGAACGAUUACCGGGUUAUUGGGCAACUACAUAUAGACCUUUAACACAAGAUAUAUGCAAUUUAUUGCAUUGUCUUAUUGAACCUUUAUAUAAUAAAGUUAAUCCUUUACCUGCUUGUCUACAACGUAAUCGUACUCGACCAAAAGUGGAAUUAUUCAAAGCCUUAAAUACUACAUCAUUAAUUCAUUUCAAUUCAAUGGAUACAACAAAAUUCCCUAUUGAUUGUGAAAUGAAUGAUGUCAAUCGAAGCAUUACAACGAAUCAUGAUCAAGAUCAUGAUACUACUAAUACUACUGCCACUACUACUACUACUACUAAUCAUAAUGAUAAUAUCCCAUUAUCACCUGUACAUGAUUUUAUUGAUCUUGCGAAAUCAGUUAUACCGAUUGCAAUUUAUUUAGGUCCACAUAUGUCGUAUGAUUUAGUAUUGAUGGUGAAAUUUUGUCGUCUUGGUCAAAUCUAUCUAUCGGAACAACAGCAACAACAACAACAAAAUUUUCAACCUGACAAAAUUGGCAUUGUAUAUCAGGGAUUUUUUAAUUUAUUAGAUGAAGUACUACUACCAUCAUUAAGUUUAAUCGAUGCCAAUUGUUGUUUAGCUGAAGAGAUUUGGCAAAUGUUACGAUUUAUGCCAUAUGAACAUCGUUAUCGACUUUAUGGCCAAUGGAAACAUUUUAGUAUUCAAACAGAACCUAGUCUAAUACGUCGACGUGCUCAAGUAAUGUGUUAUGCUAAAGCAAUUAUGAAACGAUUAAGCAAAGAAAAUGUCAAACCAAUGGGUAGACAUCUAGGCAAAUUAUCACAUAGUAAUCCAGGCUUAUUAUUUGAUCAUGUAUUGCAUACAAUUCAAUUAUUUACCAAUCUUAUCAAUCCAGUUGUAGAAGCAUUGAAAUAUGUUAGUAGUUUAGGCUAUGAUAUGUUAACAUUUUGUAUUAUUGAAGAACUUGCCUCAGAUCAAUCAAAGUUGGAAGAUUUACAAUUAAGUCAAGGAUUACAAGCAUUGUCAUCAUUUACGGGAUUAUUAUGCCGUAAAUAUCAAUUCGAUUUAGCUGGUCUAUUACAAUAUGUAUUAAAUCAAUUGAAAGUUGGUAAAAGUUAUGAUUUAGCAAUAUUACGUGAAAUUCUUCAUCGUAUGUCCGGUAUUGAUAUCUCAGAAGAAAUGACUGAAGAACAAUUGGAAUCAAUGUCUGGUGGUGAAUUACUCUUACAAGAAGGUGGUUAUUACGCACAAAUACGUAAUACACGUCGUAAUGCUGGACGUUUAAAAGAUGCAUUGAUUGAGCAUAAUUUAAUUAUGCCAUUUAUAUUUUUGAUGGCACAACAACGUGAUGCAAUUAUAUUUCUUGAUGAUCCAGAACGUCAUUGUAAAUUAGCUGGACGUUUAUAUGAUCAAUGUCAAGGUACACUUGUUCAAUUUAUCACAUUUCUCAGUUUACAAUUAACACGUGAUGAAAUGCAAACUCAAUGUUUAACUAUUGAUAGAAUGAUGGGUGAAUUUCAUGUACCAGCUGAUACGGCAUUUUGUUUUCAUCGUAAUUUGUUUGAACAAAAAGUUGCUCGUUUAUUUGAAAGUAAAGAACAAGCAGAAAUUAUGAAAUCUGGUGAAAAGUCAAAAUCAUUUAGUAAGACAAUAUUCUCCGCUGCCUGUUUACAUGUUUGCAAUGAAAUCGCCACAGCGAUACGUCCAUUAUAUCCAGCACGUGUAUGGGAUGAAUUAGGCAUUGUAUUUUUUAUUACAUUUUGGAGUUUACAAUCAAGUGAUUUAGUUGUGCCAGAAUCAGCUUAUCAACGACAAAUACAACAAUUGAAAGAUCAAAUUCAACAAAUCGAUUCAUCGGCUAGUAGUGGAUGGAAUUCAACGAAAAAAAAACGUGAAAUUGAACGUUUAGAAAAUUUAAUUGAACGUUUAACUAAUGAACAAACAGAACGUGAAGAACAUGUUACACGUAUACGUGCAUGGUUAAUGACUGAACGUGAUAAUUGGUUUCAAACUCGUUUAGCUACAAAAACUGAUACAAUUACACAAUUUUUACAAUUAUGUAUUUAUCCUAGAGUAUGUUUCACUGCUACAGAUGCUAUUUAUUCAGCACAAUUUAUGCAUGUUUUGCAUCAAUUAAAAACUGCCCGUUUCUCUACAUUAAUUUGUUUAGAUCGAAUUUUCAAUGACAUAACACUCCCGACCAGUAUGUGUACUGAAGAUGAAGCUCAUCGUUAUGGUCGGUUUUUAUGUGCAGUCUUAGAACUUGUGAUGCGUUGGCAUGCCAGUGAAGAAGUAUUCAAUCAAGAAUGUGGUCAAUAUCCUGGUUUUGUUACGGUUUUCAGAAAGACAUAUCAAGGUUUGGAUGCAAACACUAAACCGGAUCAAUUACAAUAUGAAAAUUAUCGUCAUGUUGUGCAUAAAUGGCAUUAUCGUAUUACAAAAGCAAUUGUUGCUUGUUUAGAAUCGGGUAAUUAUAUACAAAUACGUAAUGCUCUAAUUGUACUAACACGUAUUCUACCACAAUAUCCAAAAAUUACACAAUUCGGCAGUGCUGUUGAACGACGUGUGAAUAAAUUGAAAGAAGAAGAGAAAGAUCGACGACCCGAUUUAAAAGCUUUAGCAUUCAGUUAUGCUGGUCUAAUGCGUCCACGUAAAGCUAAAUGGGUUAGUGAAGAAGAAUUUCAUUUAAAAGAAACUAAACCAAUUCGUUCAGAGACCAGUGCAAAUUAUUCAAGUAAUCAUCAACAAAGCAUGAAUAGUGUUAGUGGUGGUAACACAAGUGGUAACACUACUACUACUACUACACGUACUAUAUCAAAUACUGAUUAUAAUUCUGUCAAUAUGACCACCAAUAAUUCAUCUACUGGUUAUAGUCAUAAUUCACGUGGACAUACGAGUAGUAGUGCAAAUCAAUUGACUGCUUUGUCAAAUUCAUCUACAAAUGUAAAUAGUACUACUACGACUGGUAGUGGUGGUAUUGUUAAUUCCAAUAGUACUACUAAUACUACUAAUACUAGCGGCGGCAGUAGUAAUGGUGGAGCUAACAACCCUGCAUCUAUUACUAACACUAAUAGUAGUAGUAGUAGUAGUAAUAAUGUAUCUGGUAGUUCUGUGACACAUGAACCAUCACAUAUGUCCGUAUCUGUUCGACGUACAUCAACGACUACUUCAAUACAACAACAACAACAACAGCAGCAACCGAUAUCAAGUCAAACUGGUAAAAUCUCAUCCAAUUCAACUGUCACAUCAAGCGUUCUUGAAACACGAUCACGACCUCAAACAGUUGUAGAAUCUUCAAAAUGUAAUCCUUCUGGUCAGCUGUCAGGAUCUGUGUCACAAUCUACGGGAACAAUUGUAAGCAAUUGUGCUGGUUCAAAUAAUAUGAGCAAUAGUUCACCUUCCCUUCCAGUAGUAGCAGCUGGUCAAAGUAAAUUAAAAUCUAGUCAACGUCUUGAGUCAUCAUUACCUCCACCUUCAGAUGAUGAUGUUGGUGCUACCGCUGUGACUGUAUCAUCAGGACCACAAUCACAUUCAUCAAAACGACGUAGAAUGGAAGCGGCCAGUGGAAAUAUGUCUAGUUCCAAUGGUUGUAUUUUAACUAUGACAACAUCAAAGGCAUCCGUUGGAGUUGACGAACCACGUGAAUCACAUAAAUCUUCCACACGUAAACGUACCACUCCGACAAGUAUGCCAGGCGGUAGUAGUAGUGCACCACCGAUCACUCCAGAAAAUGCUGUACAAAAUUUACGCUAUACAAAUGCUGCCGCUGGUAUCACAACUGUCAAUUUGAAUAGUAUUAAUUCCGGCAGCAGUGGCGGUGGCGGUACUAGUAGUAGUCGUUCAACUACUAGUCCUGGUGAAAAUGUAUAUUCUGUUAAUGCUUCUCUACGUCAUCAACAUCAACAUCAUCACCAUCAUCAUAAUCAAUCUAGACAAUCAAGUCAUCAACGUGCAUCAUCGAGUAAUUCAACUGAAAGUCAAGAACCAAGUUUAGACAAUGAACGAAUUUUAAUCACAUCCAAUUCUGCUGUCGGUUUAGUUAAGAAAGCAAAGAAAGCUCAUCAUCACCAUCAUCAUCAUCAACGUUCAUCAUUGGAUUCAUUGAAUAUUGAAUCAAGCUUAAACAAUAGUAACAAUACUACCAAUAAUAAUAAUCCGAACUCUGUUACAAUCUAUACAACUACAGAAUCCCAAAGUUCAUCUCGACAUUCACGUAGAUAAAUUAAGUAAAAAUAAAUAAAUAACUCAAACAUUCUCUGAUCUUUUAUUGUCAAAUUAGUUUGUUUUUGUUUUUCCUUUAAUUUAUCUACCCAACCUUCCUUUAUUCCGUGUCUCUCUCUCCUCUCUCCACUCUCUCUGUUCAUAUUACAACUUGCAAGUAGAUAUUUGUUUGAAAUAAAGUGAUCACAUAAUUUAUUUUAUUAUGCUCGAUCGCAUUUAAUUCAUUUACACAUAUAUAUAUUCUUCUCCUUCUCCUUCUUCUGCUUCUUCUGUAUUUUUA
This is a messenger RNA of Schistosoma turkestanicum, 5835 nucleotides long. The record is from the annotation of a GenBank genome assembly. Lineage: Eukaryota; Metazoa; Platyhelminthes; Trematoda; Strigeidida; Schistosomatidae.